This is a messenger RNA of Mercenaria mercenaria, 3714 nucleotides long. RefSeq lists its product as uncharacterized. The transcript has 11 exons. Lineage: Eukaryota; Metazoa; Mollusca; Bivalvia; Venerida; Veneridae. Bases 447 to 2330 code for a protein of 627 amino acids. The record is from RefSeq and is a predicted model, not a curated record.
UAGUAUGUGGAGAAAACUGUAACAUGAACUAAUAUUUUGUUGGUGGAGAAUAUUUUUAAGAUAGAAAAUCUACACGAAGUGGAUAUAUUAUAAAAUUUGAAGUAUAUUUUUAGAUAUAAGAUAGAUAUAUUCAUUGAAGGUCGAUUCUGUCUGUUAAGGAUUUUCUAAAUAAACAUUGGAUUAUUAAUCAUAACAUUUAUCACGUUAAGUACUUUUUAUAUGAAAGUGUUUAAAGGGUUGAUAUUGGAGACAUUGUCAUUCAUGAAUACCCUUUAUAUCUUUAGCUGGAGGCACUUGACAAUAUCUGUAUUUGUUUUUUGACAAGCAUAAAACUUAACACACCAAGUUUACGUUGACUGUUUAGUUGCCGAGAUAUUAAAGACUGUCAGAUUUAUUGCAUUUUAAAGUGUUCUUUAAAACCUUGCUUGACACUCUAGUAAAGAAAUAUGACAGCCCGAACCCCACCUCCUUAUAGCUCCAUAAAUGUUGGUAAAGAACCCAAAGAAAAUAAAACCGAAAAUUCCGAUAUAAUCGAUUACAAUGGUACACUUGCAAACAAAGCGGGGAUUAACCAAUCACCGGUGGGUGGUAAUAAUUCAAAUACUACUGCAAUCGAGAAUAGACCGUUGAAUCGAGGACAUAGGCCUUUUCCUAGUGACAAUUUCGGUGCUUUAUUUGAUAUUGAAUAUUAUCAUUUACCUUAUACUAAGAAAAAAGAAAUAAAGAAGGAGGAACCUGUAAAGGAUGCAAAUGACACUGUAGCUAAGGAAUAUCAAGGUGAAAAUACUACUGAAAAUAGAAAGGAUUCUGAACUAGACAUGGCGUACGAAGGACGAAGAGUCGAGGAGUUAGAAAUGAGAAAUAAACAGCACUCGGCCAAAAUUCACGAGUUAGAAAGAGAAUUGAGAAAUGUUAAAAUGGAAAGUAAUAGGAUUAAAGGACAGUUUUCCGUUCAAGAUGGACCGUAUACAAAUAACGGAUUUACUGAAAGAGGGGUUUCGUAUGAUAGGAGCCCAGAACGAUACCAGGAAAGACCCGACUAUUAUCCUGACCCGAGAUACUCUGAAGCUCAAGGUAACCCACGAGACCAGGCUCCGCAAGAUCCGGCCGGUCGACCACAGUAUAAGAAUGAGCAGCACAGAAUUACACAUCGGCCCGGGGGCGCUGAUGGGGAAUCUUACUGGGGUUUUAAUAAGUUCUACAACCCUCAGUACGUCACAGCCUACAGGAGGGAACAUAUACCUUUCUACGCAAAAGCUGAAGAGAAAGAAAAGCAAACACAAUACGAUGAUGAUUACAAUUAUCUACACGAGUUACAACGGCGACAGGAGGAAGAAUGGCGCCGUAAGCGCAUAGAGGAAGAGGAAUAUCUAAUGAAGGACAAACCCAAAACGUUUGAAUAUACUGCUCCAUACCAGUCCUCGAAUCCGCCACGGGACAUCAAUAAGUAUUUCCACGACUCAAAAUAUCUGAUGCCAAAACCGGAAGAGAAACCCGAUGAGUAUUAUUUUGGUGCCAAUGCUCCGUUUAAACAAAAUCCAGGGACAGGUGUGUCGACAUAUGAACGUGCUUUUGUUUCCCCACGUUACGGAUAUGUGCAUGAACAACGGGCAGGUGGACUCUACAUUAUUCGCUUUCAGGACAACGACACUGCGUAUGAAGACGUCGUUGUGGCCCUAAGACAACUGCAGCCCAUAAUCAAAAGCAACUUUGGUUAUAUUCUUGGUAUUGCUAGGAAACAUCAUGUGUACCCAAUUGAAGGUGACCCGGGUUGGUUGUUUUCAAAGGCACAGCAGCAUCGGCACCCAGGAAUUCGCAUUCCGUGCAAGAAUGUUGAGGAAGCAGUUGCUGUGUUUUGGUUUCCGAACAAAGAUAAAGCAAAGGCCGUCUUUGACAAUAGCUUUCACAAUCGUUUUAAGGAUCCCUGCUUCCCAACGCCACAUUCGUUUGAAGCAUAUUAUAUUCCUUUGUUGACGCCGCCUAUUCUUAGCAACUUGAACACGUACCUAGUUAUUGAGGUUUUGAAUGCACGGAGAUAUUACACUGAAGAUCUUCAGGACUUCCAGACAAAGGCAGGCGAGGCCAUUUCGCAGUUCACCAAAACCAAUUUACGAUUUAUUGCAUCUGCACUUGAGGGACGGGCAGACUUUAAACCAAAGACGUUGUUUGACGGUAAAAGUAAAGUGUUCAUCAGUCGGUUUGACUCGAUGGUUCAGCUUUCCGAGCUGUGGGAAACAAAAACUAUACAGAACAUAUUAGGCGGCUCUGGAAUCACAGGACCUAGGAAUGUCUGGGCAUUUUCUCUACAAGAUUGGGAUGACAAUAUGUGAUUUCGGAGGAGAACAUGCAAUUGAUUGAGAAUUUUAGACCAAGGUCUUGAUGUUGUGAAAUGUGGACAUAUCUAAAUAAAUAGAGGACUUUCUAGUUGCAAUGAUUCAUCAAUAUCUAAUGAUGCACAAUUACGUUAACAUGUGUACAGGCAUCGUAUACACAAAUAAAGGGAAAUCUUGUGGCUCAUUUUUCAUUCCAUGAGUUGUCAUAUAAUUUUUUUUUACUUUAAUUCGGAAUGGUCUAAUAACAAUUCAAUAAGGAACAUUUGUUUUGAAAUUUGUUCAUAACGGGCUCAAUUUCACUGUAAAUAUACAUAUUUAUACGUUCAUAGAAAAUAUGGAGACAGGCCGUAAUAAGUUGUUGGGAAAACAUUUUUACUUUUUUGUUAUUGCUUUUAAUGUUUACGACGUUCGCUAAUUGUUAAGGACAUGAUAAAAUAGAUAAUUAUGAUGACUCUUUUGGUUUUUAUGUUGAAGUUAGCAGAAUAAUAGACAUGUAAUCAGUGUAAAAUGCUUGAUAUGUUUUAUUUUAGUUUUAUAUUGCCAUUCUGUGAUAAUAUUUUGUGUUUAAGACUCAGUUUUAUGUAUAUUUUGAGUAUUGUUUUCCUUUAAUUUCUUUUGAUAUUUGAUCUUUACAUAUAAUAAAUCAGUUACGUUCUUAAAGAUGUACUAUAUUCAUUUUGUCACGAGGAAAAAUUUUAGUACUUAUUAUUUUGAGUGGUUAUCAUGAUUUCGAAUUCAUUGAAUCAUUUGAACCCCAGUUUAAGAAGUGGUAUUUCCCUGAAAAUAUUAGGAGAACCCUAAAAAACGUUCCUUUCCCUAUUGGCAGUAGACAUCUUAUCAAACUUUUAUCAAUAUAUCUAAUUGAACUGUCAAAAUGACUUUUUUUCCUUUACCUAUUGCUAUUUCUUAGAAAAGUAGGUUCUUUCGGUCUUAAGGGGGAGGGGUGGCAAAGCAUAUCUUGGUCCCAACUCUCCUACGCCUAUGUAUUUAUGUUUUCACAAAUUAAGUCAAAAUGCAACAAUCUACAACAUUCUGUCGAAUUCGUUCCAUACGUACAAACUAAAAUAUUUAAAUAUUAGUAUUUGAUAAAGCCUAAAGGCUGUAAUAAACAAACAAAAAGUAUGAAUGUUUAUUUACUUUAAAAUUUGAUGAAAAGUAUUAUAUUGCUGUCCAUAGCAUUCUGAUUCUGUGCGUAAAUCAGUCAUUGCAUGGAAAAGGCUUUAAACUUUGAACGAGUGGCUAGAUUUCAAUUUCAUAUGACAAAACGCGAAUAAACGUAAGAGCAAUAUAUGCCGUACAUUAUAAUGUAGAAUAUAUAGAUAGAAAUGUAUACUGUACAUGUGAGAAUAUACAUUAUGAUUAAACAAUUCUAUAAAUAAUU